AUGUCAACAUCUGGGAAAACAGACGAUGCAAAGAAAGCUGCAGCGGAAGAAGCAGCGCCAUUUUCGACACCAAGUCCCGGCAACCCCGUGAUGAGUUUUUUACAAUCGCCAGUACCCACAAAGCCAGCUCAAAGUCUGUCUGUAGAUAUAGCAAAAGGAAAUCUAAAUCCAGUUGAGACUCGCACUCGGACUCAGGUUCAGAAUAAGAAUGGAGCAUCGGAAAGCAAUGUGGUUAAGGAAUACAGUGUUAAACCUUACACAUCAUCGACACAAUCAACGAGUGCCAUACCUUCUACUUCGAGCUCAGUAAAGAAACUAGUUGUUAAACAGGACCCAAAUUUAAAAUCAUGUUUAACUCAAACACCAAGCUUUAGUACACCCCCAAAUAAUAAUAGCAAUAACAACGAAAGCAAUAACAACACCAAUAUCAACAUCAACAACGAAAACAACAACAACAACAACGGACAAGCAGGAGUGGGGCAGAAUAGACCUGCUUUGACACAUCCUGAGUCUGAACAUACUCAACAUCCACAAUUCCUAUCAACUGAUAAUAUCAGCCCCAACAAUCAUGGGUUGGGCAUAGCAGGUAAAAAUCCUCAGACUGAAGAGUUUGCUGUAAUUACACCAUCUCAUUAUACUCCAAUGGUACCAAAUCAAGGUGCAAAAAUCACAUCACCUCCUCUACAAGCUAGUAGCAACUCUACUAAUUCCAUCACCAAUACAACAACUACAACAACAACAACAGCAGCGACAACGACAACGACUAAUGCACCUACUUCUGCUACUUCACCGAUUAUUGGUGUUCGUACCCAAAGUCCACUUCUGGAUACACAUGAGCAACACCCAGUUUUCCAGCCAAGCAUGUCAAGAAUGAAUUCGUUGAGGUACAAGGUGGACGAUAAGAAAUAUAUAGAGACAGCAAGACACUCCAAUAACAACUCUGAGGAAAACUUAUCGUCCAAUUUGGACACUGCUUUGGAGGAGGAAAAAAGCAAGCUUCAUUUGCUCAUUGGUAUUACGGGAUGCAUUUCGAUCCACAAAAAUGUCUUUCUUAUUAUUGAAAAGCUUUUUGAGUUGUAUACACACGACAAUCUUGAGAUUCAAGUAAUUUUGACAAAAUCUGCAGAGUACAUUCUCUCGGAGAAAUUGCACAAGUUCGAUGAGAUGGGUGUUCGUGUAUGGUUUAGCGAUGAUGGAUGGAAAUACUUUUUAACAUCACCUUUUCAGAAAUAUUACACACAGGCCGUGACUACGGGGAACUUGCCAGCUUUUAAGAAACAAUUUCAUUCUCAGAAUCAGAUUUUGCAACAAUAUAGUCUAGUCUAUGACUUGCAAAGAUGGACAGAUGUGCUUUUGCUCGCACCAUUAUCUGCAAAUACAAUGGCAAAGUUGAUUACCGGGUUAUCUGACAACUUGUUGACCGAUUUGCUUCGAAUAUGGCCAGCUCCACAAGUGCAUUAUACUGAUCAAAAUACUGCAAAACAAGCACCAGUUAAACCACAUCCACAUCCACAUCCACUGGGGGAAGUAAAGAAAGACACUACAGUGAUUUCCAACAACUUAGCGGCUCCGAAACCAAUCAUAUCGGCAUUAGCACUCACAAACUCAAUGUAUUCUCAUCCAAUUACAAAGAGACAACUAGUGCAGCUCCAAGAAACAUAUCCAAAUAUGAGUAUCUUGAAACCUGUAGAGAAAUGUGUUGAUAUGGAUGGGAACAUAGCAAUGGGUGGUAUGAGGUCAUGGAGAGAAGUUGUUGAUUUUGUGUGUAAGAAGUUGGGACCUCCACCAGAAGAUGAAGAUGAAGAUGAGGACGAGGAGGAGGGCGACGACGAUAGAGAAGAGGCGAAUGAUAUUGAUGCUAUAUUAGAGGAAAAUGAUGAUGAUGAUGAUGAUGAUGAUGAGGAGGAGGAGGAAGAAGAUACCAGUGAGACUGUGUAG
Lodderomyces elongisporus is the source of this 1938-nucleotide messenger RNA. RefSeq names its product flavoprotein. The transcript has a single exon. Gene Ontology annotation, cellular component: phosphopantothenoylcysteine decarboxylase complex. Lineage: Eukaryota; Fungi; Ascomycota; Pichiomycetes; Serinales; Debaryomycetaceae. The coding region runs from base 1 to 1938 and encodes 645 amino acids. Gene Ontology annotation, molecular function: phosphopantothenoylcysteine decarboxylase activity; FMN binding. Gene Ontology annotation, biological process: coenzyme A biosynthetic process. The record is from RefSeq and is a predicted model, not a curated record.